Messenger RNA from Marchantia polymorpha subsp. ruderalis, 2304 nucleotides. The record is from the annotation of a GenBank genome assembly. Lineage: Eukaryota; Viridiplantae; Streptophyta; Marchantiopsida; Marchantiales; Marchantiaceae.
UGCUAUGAGAAUGAGUCUGUGCACCUUCGUCCAUUCAUCUCACCAUUCGUCUCUCGUUCUCGUUCUCGUGCGUCGCAGCGUCUUCUUGCCUUAGAGCGACCGUCGAGCUUGUCGAUGUUCUGAACGUAAUUCUCUUCUAGGCCCUUUGGUACCGAAACUUCGAAGCAUGGCAGCAAGCAGGGCUACGGAAUUGAUCAGCUUAGGAAACCAUGUACAGAUUGGUGUAGUUUUCAGGGGGUUUAGUAGGGGGGUAGGAGACGAGGAGUAUGCACGGGAGAGAGGACCUUGUACAUAAUACAAUUCGCCAUUUUUGUGCCCGUGCUGCUGAUUUUUUAGAAAUUUAGCGGCCGCAGGGCGGCCGGGAAGGAAGCGCAAUGGGUAAAUCUAAGAACCAGCGUAGGAGUAUUAGGGGGGACGAUACCGAUGAGGAUACCCUCAGUACAACAUCCACUAUAUCCUCAACGGAUUUCGGUGGAGUACAAGAAGUUGAAGAGGAACAAGACGAGGGAACUAUACUUGAUAGCUUCAUCGAAGCUUUGUACGAAAAGAGGUCAGCCACGCGCGAGGCCGGUUUACGCGGUCUUUUAGGGGCUUUCACCAGCAACUUGCUUGUCGAGUUUGUGGAAGAGAAGUAUGAAACGCUUUCACAUCUGUUUCUUAAUUCUGUGAAAAAGGGAUCUGCUGUGGAGAGGGCUCUGGCGUCACGUGCUCUUGGUUUACUGUCUUUAACAGCAGGAGCUGGAGACAUCUCACAAAAGUUACUAUCUGAAGCAUGGCCGUCUCUGGUAAAAGUUGCCAAGACUGACACUGUGCCGGCUGCUCGGAUUGCCGCUCUAGACAGCAUGGCUAUUUUGUCAUUCGUCGGGGGCACAGACUUGGAAGCAACUGAAAGUGCUAUGAAUUCCGUAUGGCCAGUCUGCACCCACAAGGGAAAUUAUCAUGCUGAUCAGACUCUUGGGACUAAUCGGCCAUCGGGAGCGGUGAAAGCAGCAGCCAUGUCAGCCUGGGCUCUACUUUUGUCCACCGUACCAGCAACGCGCGUAGCGAGUCACCAUGUUGAAUUGAGCCUUCCUACCCUCUCUAUGUUGUUGAGGGAUGAUGAUUUGGCUGUGAGGACCGCAACUGGGGAAGCGCUUGCUCUGUUGUACGAGGCCACCAAACAUCUUCUUCUGGACAUCCCAGUAGCCGAUGACUUGAAGUCCGAUAUACCAGAGUUGGCGUCCACUAAGCCGCAGACAAUUCAUAAGUUAACUGUCGCUGGCGGGAAGGCUAUGGAGGCAAAGGAGGCCCAAGUAGUGGAGCAGAUGAAAGCUCUUUCGGUACAGGGAGGUGGCAAAGGACAGUCGAAGAAAGAGCGAUAUGCCCAGCGUGCAUCUUUCCGUGACAUUCUGACUACCAUCGAGGAUGGAGUUUGUCGGGAAGUGGCAGUCAAGCUCCCAGCAGGAGAUGUUUUGAGGGUCAAUACGUGGUCUCAGACCAUUCAGUUGAAUGCUUUGCGACGGGUAUUGGCGGAGGGUUUCCAGCGCCAUAUGCAGGAGAAUGAGCUUCUACAUGAAAUUUUUGAUUUCAUUCCAAGAAAUCAAAAGCGUCAAAGCCUAUCCACUAAAGAGAAGAGAAUGUACAUGUCUCCAAACUCUGUAAUCAGCAAGGCGAGGACUCAGAUGAGAAAUCGAAGUCGGAGUAUGGUAAAAGCUGGAAACGAAGGCCACUUCAAUGUGAAUCUCGAUGACAACUAGUAUAUUUCCCCCGUGAUUUGUUCUCUUCUACUUAUUGAAUUGUGUACCGAAGUGACGUAAAUUAAUUGACAAUUUUUCCCUCAACUUUGAGCCUAUCAAAGCUCAUUAAUUGAGCGGCUUGACCUUUUUUAAGCGUCCUACUCAUCCCGCGAAGAUUUCAGCGUGGUCAGUAGAAUGUUUUGCCUACAAUAAGUCUUUAUCCUUGGAGGAGAAUGAGUAAUGAAUAUUCUUAAUGCCCAGAGCAGGGAUUAGAAAAAGCUAAAUUAGUCUGAAGUACAUCCUUGCACGUCAAUGGUUAGAACAGGGAUUUAAGAGUUAGGCAAAGGUGUAGGCCAAGUGAAUCACUGGUGGUACCGCUCGACAUUCACCAUUGUUGCUUCAGGAACUUCCUUUGGAGUUAAGGAAAUUGCAAAUUUUAGUACGAAACUGUAACAGAGAUAUUUGCUCUUGUUUGUUUAGAUAAUUUACCGGAUAACAGCCACAUUGUACUACAGAUUUUUCCUCGUGAAUAAUUGUCAUUGUCCUUCUAUUAAUUUAGCGUAAUAUUUAUAUUUCUAGCUUAUUGCCA